Messenger RNA from Dendronephthya gigantea, 720 nucleotides. Its product is annotated as histone H2A.V. Gene Ontology annotation, molecular function: structural constituent of chromatin; protein heterodimerization activity; DNA binding. The record is from RefSeq and is a predicted model, not a curated record. NCBI's taxonomy places the organism in Eukaryota, Metazoa, Cnidaria, Anthozoa, Malacalcyonacea, Nephtheidae. The transcript is spliced from 5 exons. Gene Ontology annotation, cellular component: nucleosome. Bases 80 to 463 code for a protein of 127 amino acids.
GUUACGCAAGCAUUUAGCAUUCUUCGGUUACCUCUUUCGUUUCGCUGACACAUCAUUGUAGAAGACAAGAAAUUACGAAAUGGCUGGAGGCAAGGCAGGAAAAGAUUCCAAAACAAAGGCGAAAGCCGUAUCAAGAUCAGCUCGCGCCGGCUUACAAUUCCCCGUCGGUCGUAUUCACAGACAUUUGAAGAAUCGCACAACAAGUCAUGGUCGAGUCGGGGCAACUGCAGCCGUUUAUAGUGCAGCUAUCUUGGAAUAUCUCACGGCAGAGGUUCUUGAGUUGGCUGGAAAUGCUUCGAAAGAUCUCAAAGUGAAACGUAUCACGCCCCGGCAUUUGCAACUUGCAAUCCGUGGUGACGAAGAACUUGACUCGCUUAUCAAAGCUACUAUCGCUGGUGGUGGUGUCAUUCCUCAUAUUCACAAGAGUUUGAUUGGCAAGAAAGGAACAGCGAAACCACAGUAGUUAGAAACCCAAAACAUAACAUCCACAUAAAUAUCUCGUUACCGUUCGCCCUCUACUCCAACAUAUGCACAUGAUGGACAAAUGUAUAUUAGGUUCCAUGUAUAUUUUGUGGUUCAAAGACAAGAUUUGGGACACUUUAAUUUGCGAACAUUUGUUAUUUAAUACGUAUGUGUAGUGUUUUAGGGGUGUGUUGUUUUUAUCUAAACCUGUACAGCUUAAUCAGUGUAAUAUCUUAGUAUUAAAGUUUCUCAAAAAAA